UCUGACGUCCGGCCAAACCAGUUGAGAGUGCGGUUCUGCGAACAAGAUGGAUUACAGGAAUAAACUUGUUCUUGCUCCAAUGGUUCGAGUUGGGACAUUGCCAUUUAGAUUACUGGCAGCUCAAUAUGGUGCAGACAUUACAUAUGGGGAGGAGAUUAUUGAUCAUAAACUACUCAAAUGUGAACGACGCAUAAAUGAUGUUAUUGGUUCAACCGAUAUAGUGGAGAAGGGUACAGAGAAUGUUGUUUUUAGAACCUGUGGCGAGGAAAGAAAUAGAGUAGUAUUUCAGAUGGGGACUUCAGACGCUGUUAGGGCUCUGACUGCUGCUCAGUUGGUGUGUAAAGAUGUUGCAGCUAUAGAUGUCAACAUGGGUUGCCCCAAGGCAUUCUCUAUUAGUGGAGGAAUGGGAGCUGCACUACUGUCUAAACCAGAGCUCAUCCAUGAUAUUUUGACAAUGUUGAAGAGGAAUUUAUGGAUACCAGUAACAUGCAAAAUACGCCUAUUAAAUUCAACUCAUGAUAGUGUCGAAUUGGCUAGAAGAAUAGAAAAAACUGGGGUAUCUGCUGUAGCUGUUCAUGGAAGAAGAGUUGCAGACAGACCAAGAGAUCCUGCUAAUUGGAGUGAAAUUGCAACUGUUGUAGAUGCUCUUUCUAUUCCAGUCAUUGCCAACGGUGAUGUAUUUGAGUUUGAGGAUUUUCAGCACAUUCGAUCCGUGACAGGUGCCUCAUCUGUGAUGAUUGCUAGAGGAGCUCUUUGGAAUGCUUCAAUUUUUCAUCCAGAAGGAACGCCUGUUGAAGAUGUGAAAAGAGAGUAUGUUAGGAAGAGCAUUUUAUGGGAUCAUGACAUCAAAAGCACGAAGUACACAUUGAAAGAGAUGAUCAUGCAUUAUACUUCUUUGGAGCUCCCAGAAGGAAAAGCUGUGACCAAAUCCGAAAGCUUGGCCGAUAUAGCGCGAGUUUAUGGGGAAGAAAAAUAUUAUGAAUCUGUCCACAGAAUGCGAAAUGGAGUUGGUGACGGGUCUUCACCCAGAUAGAAAAUGAUGAGGUAUAUGAUUAUUCGGCACAUAUUUGUUGAACCGUAUCUAAAAAGGUACGAUCGUGAAACCAUGCCUCGCAUCUUGGUACACUGGGUGCAUCAGAAGGUGAAGGUUUAUUUAUUCGUGCAUGCUAUGCUCGUUCUCGAUGUCAUCUUCAUCUUGCCAUUCAUCCCCAAGAGAAGAUGAUGUGUUUUUAUUUUUUAUUUGGUAGGUUCAGAGUUUGUAGUUUGUUGGGAUGUCAUAUUUUGUGAAGUGUAAAGAGUGUAAUUACGGUGGUUACUUGAUGCAUAUAUGAUGCUGACAUUCUUUAUUUGUAAAGCAAAAUUUGCAUACUUGUAAUGUUGGCAUGGAACAUGAUUCUGUGUUCCAUUCUCUACUGGUUUGGUAUAUUUUGCCAUUUUAAUC
This is a messenger RNA of Cynara cardunculus var. scolymus (artichoke), 1441 nucleotides long. Its product is annotated as tRNA-dihydrouridine(20) synthase [NAD(P)+]-like. Lineage: Eukaryota; Viridiplantae; Streptophyta; Magnoliopsida; Asterales; Asteraceae. Gene Ontology annotation, biological process: tRNA dihydrouridine synthesis. The transcript has 10 exons. Bases 47 to 1033 code for a protein of 328 amino acids. Gene Ontology annotation, cellular component: cytoplasm. The record is from RefSeq and is a predicted model, not a curated record. Gene Ontology annotation, molecular function: flavin adenine dinucleotide binding; tRNA dihydrouridine synthase activity.